AGAAAUGUUUUUUCCCAUAGAAGAAUACUAUUUAUAUAACUGAACUUCCAUGUUUCAGAAUACUGAAUAAUGGCUAGUGAAUUGAAGUCGUAUGUUGAAAAGUUUUUGUUAAACCCAGCUGCUUCGUUUAAUGUUGAUGAAGAAGGAAAUGAAGAAACUUCAGCCCAAAUUAUAGAGAGUGUGGCUGCUGAUGAGGGUGUUGAGGCUAAACAGUCAAGAAGUAAACUUAGAGCCAAGAAUGAAGUUCUUUUGUUUGAAGCUGAUUCACGAUAUCAAGGGAAGAAAGUAACUAGAAAAGACUUGAAGGAAAGUAUCACAUUUGAUCCUAAUCUGACAAAAUAUUUUACAGCAGAUACAGAUGAAGAAAUUAGUGACAAUGGAGAUGAGGAAGAGGAAACUAAUGACAGUUAUGAAGAUAAAGGUACUUCUAAUCUAGAGAGAAAUAAGUUAACAAAAUCAGGAAUUCAAGGUAGUUUGGAUGAUGAUUGUGAUGUUAGAAGUUUUGAAGAAAAAACUUAUGGCAGCAGUCAGAAGGAAGUCUGUCUGGAUGAACAGCUUGAAGAUAAUGAUCAGGAUGGUUUGAUCUAUAGUGGUGAUUUUAGCAAAUUUGCUGAGGAUAUUGAAGAAAUGAGUGGAGAAGCCAGUGGUGAUGAUGAUGAUGAUGAUGAAGAGGAUGAUGAUGAUGAUGAUGAUGAUGAUGAUGAUGAUGAUGAUGAAGUGUUACUGAAAACAAACAAUGUGGGAUCAGGAGGGCCAGAAAAAAACUCUGGAAUAACCAUUAAGAAGUUUCAGUCUGUUGAUGAAGAGGAAGAAUUAAAGAAAUCUCACUGUGUGAAAAGACAGUUAGCUGUAUAUGAUUCCUUAUUUGAAUUACGAAUAGGAAUGCAGAGAGGACUUAAUGGUACCAAUCAGUUACCACAGUUUAACACAUAUAAGAACUUUUUACAAGAAAAAGAUCCAAACUACAUGAAAAAUUUGGCAUCAGCAAAGUCUUCCACCAAAAAGCUUUUAAAUACAUUGCUUGAAACUCAGAUAAUACUCCUUAAUCAAAAUCCUGAAACAAAAAAUUUGUUGCAUGAUUGUGAGAAACAGUCAGCUAUACAUAGUGAUGAGGAAGUGGCCAACUUUGAAGAUGAAUCAGGGAAUAUAGAGGAAAAUGUUAAAGGAGGAACCAAGAGAAAAUUGAAAUUAGAAGAAUAUGGUCAUUUAUUGAAUAAGAGGCAUGCAGCUCUGAUGCCCUUUAGGGAUGAAACCCUGACCAGGUGGUACGAAAAGACCAAGUUGCUUUCAAGUGCAAGGGGACGUGAUAAAUUCAGUGGGUUUGAGGUAUCUGCUCUACAGCAACUGAAGAAUGUUCUCAACAAUAAGGCACAGCUUAUUAGACGAACACAGCUUACAGGUGUUACAAGAGGCAAAACAUACCAUAUCCUAGGAACCAAUGAUGAAAGCAUUACUGAGGCUGAGAGAGAGCAGUAUGACCCAGAAAUUUUUGACGAUAAUGACUUUUACUCAAGAGCAUUAGAAGAUAUGCUAAAGUCUAAGAUAUCCUUAUCUGAUGAUAUGUCAGAUGUUUCACGGAAGUGGAUUGAAAUUCAGAAACUCCGUAAAAAAGCCAAGAGGAAAGUGGACACCAAAGCAACCAAAGGACGAAAACUGAAGUAUGAGGUCAGUGGGCUUUUGGCAAUUAUUACUUUUCAUUUUUUCUUCAGAUUAAGAAAUAUCUUUUAAUAUUGUAAAGGAUUCAGUGAAGGCAAA
Molecule: messenger RNA, 1755 nt
Organism: Macrobrachium nipponense
Lineage: Eukaryota; Metazoa; Arthropoda; Malacostraca; Decapoda; Palaemonidae
Product: protein AATF-like
Exons: 8
Coding region: 70-1728 (552 amino acids)
Cellular component (GO): nucleolus; nucleus
Source: RefSeq, a predicted model, not a curated record